Molecule: messenger RNA, 1144 nt
Organism: Coregonus sp. 'balchen'
Lineage: Eukaryota; Metazoa; Chordata; Actinopteri; Salmoniformes; Salmonidae
Source: the annotation of a GenBank genome assembly
AUGGGGUUGUUACAGGGCUUUUACUACAUGUAUUAGACACAACCAGACCCAGAGCCCUGCAUACAUACAGCCCAACAACCAGACCCAGAGCCCUGCAUACAUACAGCCCAACAACCAGACCCAGAGCCCUGCAUACAUACAGCCCAACAACCAGACCCAGAGCCCUGCAUACAUACAGCCCAACAACCAGACCCAGAGCCCUGCAUACAUACAGCCCAACAACCAGACCCAGAGCCCUGCAUACAUACAGCCCAACAACCCAGCCCCAGAACCCAACCCCACAGCCCCAGAACCCAACCCCACAGCCCCAGAACCCAACCCCACAGCCUCAGAACCCAACCCCACAGCCCCAGAACCCAACCCCACAGACCCAGAACCCAACCCCACAGCCCCAGAACCCAACCCCACAGCCUCAGAACCCAACCCCACAGCCCCAGAACCCAACCCCACAGCCCAAGGACCCAACCCCACAGCCCUAGGACCCAACCCCACAGCCCUAGAACCCAACCCCACAUCCCUAGAACCCAACCCCACAGUCGCAGGACCCAACCCCACAGCCCCAGAACCCAACACCACAGCCUCAGAACCCAACCCCACAGCCCUAGGACCCAACCCCACAGCCCCAGAACCCAACCCCACAGCCCCAGAACCCAACCCCACAGCCCCAGAACCCAACCCCACAGCCCCAGAACCCAACCCCACAGCCCCAGAACCCAACCCCACAGCCCCAAAACCCAACCCCACAGCCCCAGGACCCAACCCCACAGCCCUAGGACCCAACCCCACAGCCCCAGGACCCAACCCCACAGUUCCAGAACCCAACCCCACAGCCCUAGGACCCAACCCCACAGCCCCAGAACCCAACCCCACAGCCCCAGAACCCAACCCCACAGCCCCAGAACCCAACCCCACAGCCCCAGAACCCAACCCCACAGCCCCAGAACCCAACCCCACAGCCCCAGGACCCAACCCCACAGCCCUAGGACCCAACCCCACAGCCCCAGGACCCAACCCCACAGCCCCAGAACCCAACCCCACAGCCCCAGAACCCAACCCCACAGCCCCAGGACCCAACCCCACAGCCCUAGGACCCAACCCCACAGCCCUAGGACCCAACCCCACAGCCCCAGCCCCACAGCCCUAG